Molecule: messenger RNA, 3458 nt
Organism: Myripristis murdjan (pinecone soldierfish)
Lineage: Eukaryota; Metazoa; Chordata; Actinopteri; Holocentriformes; Holocentridae
Product: dimethylaniline monooxygenase [N-oxide-forming] 2-like
Exons: 11
Coding region: 133-1794 (553 amino acids)
Molecular function (GO): NADP binding; flavin adenine dinucleotide binding; N,N-dimethylaniline monooxygenase activity
Source: RefSeq, a predicted model, not a curated record
GAAAACCUGCAGCCUCUUGGCUCCUGCUGUAAUGAUUAACUGACACACCAGCUGGUGUGAAUUUAGAGGCUGUUCAACUGCAUUGAGCACACCACUGCACUAAGGAUCAACUAACUGGAGCAGUGAUUAAUAAUGGCCCGACGUGUGGCAGUGGUUGGAGCAGGCAUCUCAGGCCUGGUCUGCAUCAAGGUCUGUCUGGAUGAGGGGCUGGAGCCUGUUUGCUUUGAAAGAAGUGAUGACAUUGGUGGUCUGUGGAAGUUUAAGGAGUCACCUGAGCCUGGGUUCUCUGGUAUCUACCGCUCUUUGGUCACUAACACUUCCAAGGAGAUGAUGUGUUUCAGUGACUUUCCCAUGCCUGCGGACUAUCCAAACUAUAUGCACCACUCCCAGCUCCUGCGUUACUUUAGGCUCUAUGCUGAACACUUUGACCUGAAAAGACACAUUAAUUUCCAGACCACAGUGAGGAGUGUGAGGCAAAGGCCAGAUUUCUCUACAACUGGUCAGUGGGAUGUAGUGACUGUUAACAGAGAUGGAGAGGAAGACCAGCACAUCUUUGAUGGAGUACUGGUAUGUUCAGGCCAGUACACCCAUCCUGUAUUACCCUUAGGAGACUUCCCAGGUCAUGAGACAUUUACUGGCAGAUGCUACCACAGCUGGGAAUACAAAGAUGCAGAUGCCUUCAGAGGAAAGAAAGUGGUUGUGGUUGGUAUUGGCAAUUCUGGGGGAGACGUUGCUGUUGAGAUUAGCAGAUCUGCUGAAAAGACAUUCCUCAGCACACGUGAUGGAGCCUGGGUGGUUGGCAGGAUGUCAACCAAUGGUCUUCCUUUAGACAUGACAGCCAUCACCAGGCUCACCCAUGUCCUAACCCUCCUUCUACCCAAGGCUUUGGUCAACUGGGUGGCACAGAGAGACUUGAACCACAAAUAUGACCACAGAUUGUACGGCUUGAUGCCUAGACACAGGCUUUUAGACAAAAGAGUAGUGAUCAAUGAUGACCUUCCUGGCCAAAUCCUUCAGGGCGCGUUAGUAAUGAAGUCUAACCUGCAAGGAUUCCAGGGCUCUGCACUUGUGUUUGAAGAUGGUACAGUGGAGGAGAACAUUGAUGCUGUGGUCUUCUGUACAGGUUAUAAAACAAUCUUCUCAUUCCUGCCUCCAUCUCUGUCUUGGGGGCCUGAUGGAGAGAUGACCUUAUACAAGAGACUGUUUCCUCCAUCUCUAGAAUGCCACACAUUGGCCAUCAUGGGUCUGAUCCAGGCAAAAGGACCAAUCAUGCCCAUAGUGGAAAUGCAGGCACGAUGGGCCACUAGGGUCAUUGCUGGUUUGUGCCAUCUUCCACCUCAGGAGACAAUGCUCUCGGUCAUUGAGUCUGACAGGAGGAGAAACAUGAAGAGCUAUUCCUGUCCAAAACAGGCUGCGCUGCAGGUGACCUAUAUCUCCUACCUGGACUUCAUAGCUGAUGAGAUAGGGGUUCGACCAAGCAUCUUCAGACUACUGCUGAGAGAUCCUGUGCUGGUACUGAAGGUCUUCCUGGGUCCCUACACCCCGUAUCAGUUCCGUCUGACCGGGCCUGGACGGUGGGCUGGAGCUCGUCAGGCCAUACUCACUCAGUGGGAGCGGGUGGCCCACCCUUUCAAGACUAGAGUGGUAUAUGAACCAGAGACCAGGCUGUGUGGCCUCUGCUCCCCCUGGAUGCUUACACUAGUAGGAGGAGCUCUCAUAAUGACUAUGCUCUUCAAGUAUUUUGAGCUUCUGGACAAGCUCAGUAGGGCACCUGGCAGACACGUACCACAAUAAUAUGAUGUGAUAAAGGAUUAGUUUGUACUGUGGGGCCCAAAACCUUUUGUCAAAAUAUGUUUUUAUCUGAGCAUAUGAGUGGAAACUGACUGUGUAGAUCCUUUUGUAACAUUAAAAAUCAUAGUUGUAGGAAUAGAGCAAUGAAACGCAAGUCUUACGAUUGCAUGAAUCAUCAGUCUGAUAUAAUAUAAGAGUUAACCAUGUGUUUAUGUUUGGGUCAAAAUUUACCUAUUGAAGAAACACCCCAAAACAUCUUAUCAUUAUUAAUUUCCAACGUGAAAUUUAAGUUUAAGUGAAAUUUAAGUUCAUCAACAGUGGCAAUAUGAAACUAAAGAUGAUUUUACUUUUUUUUUUUCUUCUUCUUCUUCUUUUUCUUCUUAUCUUACUAAGCCUAUUCACCAUUUAGAUAAGUAUUUGGGUCAAAUUUAUCCCAGUGGUAUAGAGUGAUAAAAAUGCUUGCAGUGAUUGCAAGAACACAAUACAGUUCACACAAUAUUAUUUACAAGCUUUUGCUCUAUCCUCUCUCCAUUUAAAAAAAAAAAAAAAAAAAAAAUAGGGUGCUUUAAAAGUGUGAAGGAACUGUGAUUGCCACACCAGCAGCCACACACUGAACCCCAGGACCUGGUGGUAACUAUUUUCUUCUGUUUAAUUUACUUAGGUUUCUUUUUUUAGCCUGGAUGCAGACCUAUAAAACAGGAAAGAGAAAUAACUGGACACACAGAUUUUGGUUUCAUGUAACAGAGUUUAUAAGCAAUUUUUGACAGCACAGUUAUCUAUCUGAAGUGCAUACAUUUAGUUAAUUUUGUCAGUUUUGCGAUAUUAGUUUUCAUUAACAUUUUUUCUUUUAAUUUUCUUUGUUUAUUUUUAUUUUCUGCAUCAACUUUACUUUUUAUUUAAUUCAGUUUUCUUUGAGGUUGGAUGUUGCUGCUGGACUUGUCUGGCUGGCCAAUAAAAGAAAUCCCAGCUGCAUCAGAGCUCCUUAAAAUGCUGCUCAUUGCUAAUUGGACUGCACCAUGUUCCUCCUGUAUUGUGGGGAGGGGCAGUACUUCUAGUAUGAUUUUUGUUACUUUUUCUUACUAUUUCCUUCUAACUUUUGUUACUAUUUACUGUGUUUUGAUGUGGUGUCUUAUUUUUCAUUAGUUAGUAUUAGGUAGCGCUAUACUGACAUUUUUGUGGUAGUUUUUUAAAUGGUUAUGUCUUAAGCUGAUCUGACCAGCCACAGUUUAUGUUUGCCCCAUAUUUCCAUUUGUCAGGUUAUUUUGGAAUUCAGCCGCCACCAAAACUCAACAAGAGGAAGUUGUUUUUCAGGUCAGUUUGUGUUUUGCAACAAAAACCAGCAGUGUAUCAUGCAAUAAAUGAGGCUGUAUGUGCACUAUACAGACAAAAUACUAAUUGCUGUGAUUGUUAUAGAUGAGUAACUUGUUUUUUAGUAAGACAAAAUAUAAAUCAGGUGAAAUAUGUGUUAUGAGUGCUGGAAGGUGGUUUAGCUACACUGGAUCAGGAACUUCACUGUUGUAUGAGCAUAACAGGAUGCAUUCAGGUUCAUGAUCUGUUUUUAGCCAGGCUGUGACCGAAAACCCCAUGUUAUUUUAAUUCAGAUUCAGAUUCAGAUAUACUUUAAUGUAAUUUAAACAUGUAAAAAAAAAAAAAAAAAAAAAAAAAAA